Molecule: messenger RNA, 1074 nt
Organism: Euleptes europaea (tarantolino)
Lineage: Eukaryota; Metazoa; Chordata; Lepidosauria; Squamata; Sphaerodactylidae
Product: probable G-protein coupled receptor 33
Exons: 2
Coding region: 1-1074 (357 amino acids)
Biological process (GO): inflammatory response; complement receptor mediated signaling pathway; phospholipase C-activating G protein-coupled receptor signaling pathway
Cellular component (GO): plasma membrane
Molecular function (GO): complement receptor activity; G protein-coupled receptor activity
Source: RefSeq, a predicted model, not a curated record
AUGAGGAAGAACCUUAUGGAGAAAACCAGCAUCACUGUCCCCUCAGAGAAGAAUGCUUCAACCACAGUCAUAAGCACCAGUCAUUCCCCAGUGGACAUAAGUCCCAUGAACCUGAUCAUUGCCAUCUUUAUGUUAGUGUCCUUCCUUGUGGGGAUAUUGGUCAACGGGCUUUUCUUAUGGGUGCUGGGGAUUAAGAUGAAGAAAACAGUGAAUACCCUCUGGUUCCUCCACCUGAUUCUCACCUAUGUAACCUCUUCUUCCUACUUACCUUUCCUGGCUGUCCAUGUCCUCCUUGGCUUCCACUGGGUCUUUGGCAUAGCGAUGUGCAAAGUUAUCAACUCUGUCGGUUCACUGGGGAUGUUCACCACAGUCUUCCUCCUCUCCAUCAUCAGCCUGGACCGCUACCUCCUUGUCCGCCACCCUAUCUGGUCCCAGUAUAACCGCACUAUUUCCCGGGCACGGAGACUGAUCGCAGGAGUGUGGCUCACUUCUCUCGUCCUGAGUGUUCCCUACCUGGCAUUCCGGGAGACUCGAGUGCUAGAGGAUGGCAGAAUUGAAUGUGCCAACAAUUAUGCCAUCUCCAGUGACGGGGAUGGUCCCAGAAUAGAAGCCCUGAAGCAUCGCAUUCACUGGACUCUCUUUUUGGUUCGGUUCCUGCUGGCCUUUGUGAUUCCCUUCUGCAUCAUCAUGGGCUGCUACUGUGGACUGGGAUGGGAAAUGAAGAAGAAAAGGCUGGCGAGGAACGGAAAGCCCUUCAAAGUCUUGGUGGUUGCCGUGACCUCCUUCUUCAUUUGCUGGGUACCCUAUCAUCUCUACCAUGCUUCGUUGCUGUUCAAGGAAACACCUGAUGGAUUACGACUGUAUCUGCGAGCAAUUUUUAUCAUCGUCAUGUGUUUGAAUUUCUGCGUCACCCCCAUCCUCUAUCUCUUUGUUGGGGAGAAAUUCCAGGACGUCUGCAAGACGUCCGUUCAUGCUUUGCUGAAGAAAGCUUUUGUGGAUACCUCCAUCCUAACUGAGGAUGAUGCCAGUGAUAAUGAUGAAGGCCACCCAAACAACAACCAAAGCUACUUGUAG